AUGAACAACCCGUUCUUUGCUAGGACAAAGUCCAAGAAGUCAAAAAAAGCCAUUAAUGAUAAAGAAAAGGAUAAAGUUGUCACAGGCAAAAAACGUAAACUUGAAGUGAACGAUGACGAAGAGUCAAUACCUUCUAGUGAAGAUGAAGAGGUCCACGAAACGCCAGAACUUGUCGUAUUUGAUGGUUUGAAUCUGAAAAAGAAUAAUGGUGCAAAUAUAUACGAAUGGAAAGCAUUUAUGUCGCCAAAACUUUCCAAAAUGGAUGAUGCUACAAACUCGUCAAAGAUGAAAUCAACCACAAAAGAGAAAGAGGAAGAAGAAUUGAAUAAACGUCACGAUGCUGAACUAGAAGAAUUACUAAAGACAACGAAGUUAUUGGAUCUAUAUACCGCUGAACAAUUAAGUGGUAAAGAGCUUCGAAAGCACAAAGAAAAACAAAUGAUUAAUCUUGGAGCAAAGCCACCAAAGGGUGAUAAAGUUCCGACACCAAUAGGAUUGGGCAUAUUACGUAAGAAACUAAAAAAGGAAACAAAAGAACUCGAAGAGGCCAAAAAUCUCGGUCUAUAUCACCAAUCGAUUAAAAAUAAUUGGGCAGCGUCUGCCAAAAAGAAUAAUGAUAAAAGGGAUCGAGGAAUUGGUGUGGGUAUUGGAAAGAUAAAGGGCGGUAUUCUUAUGUUGAGUUCUCAAGAUAUAAAGAGAGUGCAGAAUAGUGGUGACACGUCAAGGAAUCUGGGAAUCGGUCGUGGUGGUAUGAAGGAUUUGAUGGGUCGUCGUGGCAAGUCAAAGAAAUAA
This is a messenger RNA of Ambispora gerdemannii, 792 nucleotides long. Lineage: Eukaryota; Fungi; Glomeromycota; Glomeromycetes; Archaeosporales; Ambisporaceae. The record is from the annotation of a GenBank genome assembly.